Molecule: messenger RNA, 3354 nt
Organism: Cavenderia fasciculata
Lineage: Eukaryota; Evosea; Eumycetozoa; Acytosteliales; Cavenderiaceae
Product: myotubularin-related protein
Exons: 7
Coding region: 1-3354 (1117 amino acids)
Biological process (GO): protein deubiquitination
Molecular function (GO): cysteine-type deubiquitinase activity
Source: RefSeq, a predicted model, not a curated record
AUGACUAGUCGGUUACCUCAUCCUCCACCUAUACAACUUCAAACUUCAAACUCGCUGUCUAACCUCUUACCCAGUUCACCAAGAGGUGGUGGUGCAAGCAGCAGCGGUAGUAGUAACAAUGGUAGUUCACAAUCGCCAUCAGGCUACAAUACAAUAUCUUCAUCUUCAUCGUCACCUUAUAAUGUGAAUGUAAUCAAUACUAGUCCUAGAGGAGGAGGAAAUAAUAAUAGUAGCAUUAACAAUAACAAUAGUACUAAACCAGUAUUGGCUGCUUCCAACACUUCAACCUCAUCGACAACUUCCAACAUGUCACUCAAUACAUCGAUAAACAAUGCAACUACCAAUUCAGCUGAGGAAAAGUUGGACAAACUAAAGGAUAUCACUACAAAGACAAUCGACCAGAUCAUCCUAAAGAUAUCAGAGAUGAAACGAGAAAAGAACUUUCUUCAAUCGUUUAAAGAUAUUAUGAAGAUAUCAGAGAAUCUAGUAGAGAUUGAAAGAAUUCUUGAACCAAUUAAUCAAACUCCAUUUGGUAGUAGUAAUGGCAAUGGUGUUGGUAAUACUAGUAAUAGUGGUAGUGCUAGUAUAGCUUCAUCUCCAUCUUCAUCUUCUACAUCUCUUGCAACUACAAAUAAUAUUAAUAAUAAUAAUAAUAAUAAUAAUAGUAAUGAACCAAAUGGUAGUGGAGGUGCAGAUACUGCAGCUGAAUUAAUUAAACUUGUACAUUCUAAAUCAAAUCUAACUAAACGUGGAUCAAGAGAAAGAUCAACAAAUAGUAUUGAUUCAUUACAUGGUAUUCUUCAACAAUCACUUGAUCAUAUUAAAGGAAAGGUAUUGGUUAUGAAGAAACAAUUGGUGUUUGAGACGUCGGUACAAGUAGCCAUCAAGUAUGGAGAGAUUAUUAGAAAUAUUAGAAACCAAUUGAAUUCAUUUAGAACAUUAUCCUUGCCAGAGAAUGUAGUACUUUGUGAUGGUGAAAAGAUUUAUCUCAAAUCAGAGUGUAGAUAUCAUAUCUAUGAUUCUUCAUCUUCUUCAACUACUUCCUCAUCAUCUUCAUCAUCAUCUGGAAAUAAUAGUCGUGAAAAUAGUCUUGGUCAUUCUCCACAAUCAACAACUACAUCUACCUCUACAUCGACAAUGAAAAAGUCAACAAAUGGUGUUAGUGGUAAUAAUAAUUCAAAAGAUGGAGCAAAUGAUUUAAAUGAACAGCAACAACAAGAGGAAUAUAUCAAUGGAACUAUUUAUAUUACGAAUUAUCAAGCCAUUUUUAUUGGGUUGUUCCAGAAUCAAUGCUUUAGAAAAUCAUUUAGUAUGCAUUCCAUUGCUAAAAUGUCAAAGAGUGGAAAGAAAAAGGGAGUUGGAGAGUCAUCGUAUCGUCUCAAUUUCCUGUUAAAGGAUGCGCGAUCAUUGUCAUUUUCAUUUGACAAGCGUGCGACGACACUCAAGGAUGUGAGAGGGUGUAUCGAGAAUGUGUUGGAGCCAAGUCUUGGCGCAACGAGAGUGGCUCAGCUUUGGCCACAAGUUUGCGCAGCGGUGCGGACAGGUCAACGGCAAGGAGGAAGACGAGCGCGCACCCAUCUUUAUCCAGUUCCUCGAAGCUGUCUACCAGAUACUCGUGCAGUUCCCCUCCAAGAACGUAUCCAGACACACAGCUAUGGCAAGACUAUCAGUUUGUGGCUCGAGAUUGACCAGAAUCUGGCCGAUCACAUCAAUCCACUCUACGCGAUUGCUGUUGCCAAUGGUAAUGACUUUGGUCUCUCUGCAUCAACUGCAUCAGCUGCAUCCUCCUCUGCCAACAACAACAAUGACAAGGAAGUGUUGAUUCCAGACUGCUCGCUGAAACGAUUCAGAAUUUGGAGACAAGUCUAUGCCAAUCAAAUCUCGGAUCUCGACUAUUACGAGCCCGAUGAAAAGUUGAUUCGUUGUGCUUUUGAGCGCCAGAUUGACGACCGCGCAUCAGCCAUCAAACUCCAAAGACCACUUGUCCCCUACCGCAGCCAUACUGCCUCUAUUUCCAUGCGUCGUCCUUCCAACAUUUCUCAACAAAACCUCCCCAUCUUUUCUUCGCAACAAAAUGGAUCACUCAACAAGAAACCACUCGAGGAUUUGGAUAAUAAUCUAAUCAUUGAUAAUGUAAAAGACGAUAAAAAGAAAAUACCUCUUCCAUCUACACCAUCUCUAAGUAGUUUAAUUAACAAGGAUAAAGAAACUUCUCCAACCAAACAACAACAACAACAACAGCAAUCACCAGAUAUAUCACAACCACAAUCACAAUCAUCGUCGUCGUCAUCUGCCACAAACUCACCUUCAAAAUCAUCGCCAUCAAAACCUAUAGUCAAUAGAUUAAAUAAGGAAAUGGGUAAAAAGAAAACAAACAAAUUGGUUGUAACGAUGGACCAACAAGAGGAAGAUCAAAAUACUACUACAACAGCAACAUCAUCGACCACCAAAGUUGAUCAAGUCAAUAACGAUAACAAUGGUGGUGGUGACAGCGAUGGCAACGACGACGACAAGGUAGAGAGCAAGGGUAAAAUGAUUCAAAGACACAAGGCUGAACAAAAAGAAUUACAAAAAAAGAUACAACAACUCAAUAGAGAAGGAGGAAAGAAGGAUAAGAAAGCAAAAGAUGAACUUGCUAAAAAGAUAACGACACUGGAAGAAGAAUUGAAUAACAAACAAGCACAAGAACUUAAAGCAUAUGAGAAAAAGGAAAAAGAAAGCGAGAUUGAUCUCAAUCAAUUGAUCCUCAAUCAACAAACUAAAGGACCUUCAAAAGCAUACUUGAAAAAGGCAAAGAGACAAGCCGAUGAAGAGGAACGUAUGAGACAAUUGGAAGAAGAAAAGAAGAAAUAUGUAUCAAAGAGUAUAACAGAGUUUGAAGACUUUGCAAAGAAACUUAGACCACUUUCAAAAUCUAUUAAACAUAUUAAAUCAGAUGGAGAUUGUUUAUAUAAUUCACUUUCAAAUCAAUUAUUGAUUAAUGGUAAAAUAACUGAAUUUGAUUCAUAUACCUAUUCAAGAAAAUUAAGACAAAUGGCAGCUGAUUAUAUUACAGCCAACGCAGAGGAAUUUAAACCAUUUAUCAUGGGAGAAGAGGAUUUCUCAGAUUCAGAGGACCCAGUCACCGAAUAUUGUCAAUUGUCAGUACUCAAAACUGGUGAAUGGGGUGGACAUAUUGAACUUAGGGCUCUUUCCAGUGCUCUUAAAGCACGUAUUGUCAUUUAUCAUGCCUAUGCUCCAGAUGUAAUCAUUGGUGAAGAGUUUUCUGAAGACUCUUCUUUUUAUCUAUCCUAUCAUAUGCAUGCUUUUACACUUGGUGCUCAUUAUAAUAGUGUAAUUCCAUCGACCAUUUAA